GAUUUGCGGCGGGUGACUUGAUUGGGCCUGAGCGUACGCGGAGGGUGAGCGGCCUUCCUGCUUUCCUGUCCCGAGCGACGGGCUGUGACUUCCGCUCAGCGCGACCUCCGGAGACUCCUUUUCCCGCUCAUGCAUGGGCUUCCUCCUGCUUCAUUAGCGCGUCCGGUGGAUGGAGUAGAGGGGUAAGAGCCGUGUUGGUCCGGAAGAGGUUGGCCUAGGCUCGUCCGUUUGAAAGGGAUGUCGGCUCGUUCAGUCGGAUUGGCUUUCCCGUGGAGCUCCGUUUAGGAUUUGGAGCUCUGCCCCCUUCAUCAGGCUUUGGCUGUGACUUCAAGGAAGCUGCUUCGCGCAACUUUCCUUGUUGAGAAUCAAGCGUGUAGGCUAGUUCCCUGUAAUGUAAGUUCCUGCCGCUUGUGUAAAAUGGGCGGUUCUUUUCACCCGUAGUACUGUAUAUAUUUUCUUCGCUAAUGAGAUAAUUUAGUAUGGUACUGCAAAUAAUGAGCUUCCCCCUAAAAGUGGUUAAAGGUAAUUCAUGAGUCUCGCUGACUAAGCAAUGGUGUGCUCAGUUUGGGAUUAUUAUUUUUUUUUGUCAAAGAACGGUGUCUUAAUUCCAACAGCCAGUAAAUAGAUUGCUCCUAACUGAUAUUUUCAUAUCCUACCACAAGCUGUCAAGCAGGUAAAACCUUUUUUAAAAAUUACAUUUUAGUUACAUUAUUAGAUUUCUAUCCAUAAUUCUUUUUCAGAAGCUAAAGUAAUAGACAUAAAUUCUGUGCUCCCUUAACUUCUGAGUACUCUGAGUACAUUGGCUGUGAGAUUAUGUCUGUCCCAAAGUCAUCCAGGGAGCUGUCAUAGUUAAAGAUGGACUUGAAUGGAUCUCCCAAGUCCAACACUUUUAACCACUGCAUUACAAUAUGUCUUUUACUAUUUUUCAUUGUUGUUGCAAGACUCUUUUAAAACAGUAUUUUUAAUUUCAGUAUUUUGAUUUAAGAAUUAAAUUAUUAUGGGAAAAUGAAAAGAGGAGUACAAAUUCUAAUUCUUUACUUCUCACCAUUUUCCUGGUCCUAUACUACUGAAGAAGCUACAUACAUCAAGAAUCAAAGGUAAAAUCAGAUGCAGAAACAAAUUUAGAUGUACUGUAAGUAUCUACACUUCACUGUUUUCUGUGUAUUUGAAUGAGGGCAGCAUUUCCAUGGUGACUGUUUACACUUUUCAUAGCACAGCCAGUCAUCACUGAAGUGAUACAAAGCCUGUCUUUAUUACAAGUAUCUUCACUUACCUGGAAGUUACAGUAGCACUAAAAAGGAGAUUUAUGAUUGGUCCUUGAAACUGCAACAUCCUCCUGGUCAUGUGAUUUGGUUGCCUCAAGACCAGCAUACAUUUACAAUGAUCACAAUGUCUCACAAUCACCGUUUGCAACCUUCACAGCUGGCUUCCAACAAGCAAAGUCAAGGAGGAAGCUGGCAGGAAGUCACAAGCUACAAAAGGGUUUUUGGAUUGUAUGACUAGAUUGCAUCAGAAUUUGAAUUACUGUAGGGAGGUGGAUAAGUUUUGAGCAAAAUAAUCCACUUUUUAAACAUGCUAAGAAGCUGUGUUUAUACACUAUAGUUGUUUGAAUGGGAAAUGAAUGGGUGGAAUAGAAAGCUAUGGAGUAUUCUGCUUCACGAAUCAGAUAUUGAACUCUUGACUGAAAAGUAUGGCUGAUUUGGGUGCAGCACAAGAUCCCUUGCAUCUUUGUGUUUAUCCCAGUAAAGUUUAUUUGAUUAUUCAUUUGGAAGUUUUAAUUAUUGGUCUUUUUUCUAACAUUUUUUUUAAUAUGCAGGAACUAGUUGGAUUGGGAUUAAAGCAUAGUUGAAAGAAGCACAGAAUGUCAUAUAGAAGAGAUGAAAUGUGGUCUGAGCGGUAUGAAUAUGAAAGAUUACCACGAGAAAGACUUCCUCCACGUCCUGAUGAUGACUAUCAUCGAGUAGUCAGUUUUGCAUCCAAGAAACCACCACUUACUGAAAGACCUGGUGAAGGAGGCUAUAGUAGAUAUGAAUAUGGCCAUGCUCAUGUAGGCUACAGAGACUAUGAUGAAGGUAGAGGUUUUGCCCCCGAACGAAGAAGUGGACUACCACAUAGAAUUGAUGAUCCAGGAUAUAGAUGGUCAAGAGAAGACCAUUCGGAUAGUCGGCCACCUGAUUAUAGAGAUGGCAUACGACGGAAACCUAUAUAUCCACAGUAUGCAAGAGAUCGCUCCCCACAUAAAAGGGAUUCCCCUUACUUCAGAGAAUCACCGAUUGGCCGGAGAGAAUCGCCUCACAGCAGAUCUGGCUCCAGUGUCAGCAGCAGAAGUUAUUCGCCUGAUAGAAGCAAAGCCUACACCUUCCAUCAGUCCCAGCAUAGCAGAAAGAGAUCUUCAACUCAGAGUUUGAAGACUUCAAGGGAUGUGUCUCCUUCAGGAGCUACAGCACUACCACCUGCAAAAACUCUGGACAAAAGCAACAGAUUAUCAGAAAAGGAGCUUGCAGAGGCUGCAAGCCGAUGGGCAGCUGAAAAGGCAGAGAAAGUAGAGGCAAGCAGUGUACCUGAAAUUUCAGAGUAUGACGCCACAUCCUCAGAUCCAUUAUAUAUAGACCACCAUGAAGAAACAGGUGCUAGUAUAACAGACAGCAAUCAAUUAUUUGAAGACAACCAUCAUCUUAGUCGCUCAAAGGCAAUUGCUCAAAAGACAAAGGAAAUUGAACAAGUAUACCGACAGGAUUGUGAAACUUUUGGUGCUGUGGUGAAGAUGCUGAUUGAAAAAGACCCUACAUUAGAAAAACCUGUUCAGUUUUCUUUGAGACAAAAUUUGCAUGAGAUUGGUGAGCGAUGUGUUGAAGAACUUAAACACUUUAUUGCAGAAUAUGAUUCUACGAGUCAAGAAUUUGAAGAAACGUAAGAAAAAUUAUGGGUUACUCAUAUAUAAAGGCUACCUGAUUCAUGUAUGCUAAUCUUCUAAAUGUGUUCAUCUUGCAUUUGAUCUCUUCAUAAAUUUGAAUUAAUUACAAAACAACAAUAUCAUUUAUUUAGUUGAUUCUGUUUGGAAAAUACAUUGAAUAUAUAAAUUUCAGUCCAUGUCAGCCAUAUUUUGAAGAUCCUUAACAGAAAGUUGCUCCAAUUAUUGAAGCAGGUUGCUGAGUAUGACAGACCAUUUUGUAAUUUUAUUGAUAUUGAUGAAUGUAUAUAAAAUAAACAUACAUCUGUAUUUAUAUAAAUUUUACAUAUGUGUUGCCUUUGAGUAGCUACAUGAAUUUGAUUGGAAACCAUUGUUAGGACAGUUCCAUUAAGCUUAGUGGUUUUGUAAGUUGAAAUAGCCUGUAUAAUUAAACUUCUUCAGAGUUAGUAUCAAAAUUUGCAUUUUUUAAAGCUUUGUACAGUUGUAUAAACAAUAUUUGUCUUUAAUGGAAAACAUAUAUUCUUAUUCUCUUCUGCAGUUUCUGUAAUUUCCACCACAUUAUGUGAUAUUUUUAGAAACGGGUCUAGUGAAGGCAGCAACAAGUGUUUUCAAGUGUGAUUCAUCAUUUCACAAAUGGUAGAGUAAUUCAGACAAGAUACUUCCCAUAAUUGUGGGGUAGAAGAGUAAGUAAGCUCAUAAUUGCAAUUCAGUAGCUAAGCUUUAUCCAACAUCAUUUUGUUAUAUUCAUCUGUUACAAUUAGAGAGUAGGCUACUUGAAAGGAUUCUUCCCACAAUUGCAAAAAGGUUGGUUCCAUUCACAUAUCAUACACUAUAAAAAUGAUUAACUGCCUCAUGAGCAGCAGGAUUAUUUAUUAUAGUUGUCACUGUUCAAGUAUACUUUCCACAUGUAAUAUACAGAACAACUUUGGUCCUGUAAUUCACGUAUUGUUUACUCAGUAAUCUUACCCGGUGUAAGAUUAUUUAAUCCUAAAGUAACAAACAGUAAGAGUUUCCUCUGUUUAAACAGAUGGAUGAUUUGGAAGCAAUACUUCUUGUAUUCGUAGGAAUGGAGAGAAACAUGAUGGUAUAUGUUUGUUGUUUAAACCCAUAAAAUGAAUAAACAUACAGGUAUGCUUCUGAACAUUUCAA
This is a messenger RNA of Thamnophis elegans (Western terrestrial garter snake), 4060 nucleotides long. It is a transcript of the gene PPHLN1, whose product is annotated as periphilin 1. Lineage: Eukaryota; Metazoa; Chordata; Lepidosauria; Squamata; Natricidae. Gene Ontology annotation, biological process: negative regulation of gene expression, epigenetic; protein localization to heterochromatin; negative regulation of DNA-templated transcription. The coding region runs from base 1862 to 2914 and encodes 350 amino acids. Gene Ontology annotation, cellular component: nucleoplasm. The transcript is spliced from 9 exons. The record is from RefSeq and is a predicted model, not a curated record.